Messenger RNA from Drosophila grimshawi, 1120 nucleotides. Its product is annotated as alpha-tocopherol transfer protein-like. Gene Ontology annotation, molecular function: phosphatidylinositol bisphosphate binding. The coding region runs from base 90 to 956 and encodes 288 amino acids. The transcript is spliced from 6 exons. Gene Ontology annotation, cellular component: membrane. The record is from RefSeq and is a predicted model, not a curated record. NCBI's taxonomy places the organism in Eukaryota, Metazoa, Arthropoda, Insecta, Diptera, Drosophilidae.
CUGCGGCGCACACAUUUGAAAACCGAUUACAAGAGAACAAAUUCGAAUUCGAGUAUUUUUCGCUUCGAUAACGAUACGAUAACUCAAGCAUGAGCAGCGAUAGUGAAAGUGAGAAUCAGCUGAGACGCGAUCGUAAUUUGGCCGAGCUUUGUGUGUGGUUUCGCGAUAAUGAGAGCUUGCCACAGGAAAUUGAGCCUUUGCUGCUGCGACGCUUCUAUCAGUGCAUGUACGGUCAUGUGGAGGACACCAAGAAGCUCAUCGAGGUGAACUACGCGCUGCGCAACAAGCAUCCACAUCUGUUUAUCAAGCGCGAUCCACUUGACGAUGACAGUCGCCGCACCUUUGACUAUGCAGAUAUUCUACCGUUGCCCGGUCUGACACCAGAAAAUUAUAAGGUCUCCCUCUAUUGUUUCAGAGACUUUGAACCGUCGAAGAUGCAUCACACGGAGGAUACGCGAGCAUUUUUCAUGGUCACAGACUGUCGCUUUAUAACGGUCGAUGAUCCGGCUCGUCCCGAGGUCCUGUCGGAGGGUGAAGUGCAGAUAUUUGACAUGAAGGGCACCACCAUGCGUCACAUAUCGCGUCUGACGAUUAGCACGCUGCGAGCAUAUAUUAAGUUCCUGCAAUUAGCGUUCCCAGUGCGGCUUAAGGCCAUUCAUAUGGUCAACUGUCCCACGUAUAUCGAUCGCAUUGUGAGCGUGGUGAAACCGUUCAUCAGCGAUGAAGUCUUCAAGCUGAUACGCUUUCACACAACCAGCAUUGAGACACUGUACACGUUUGUGCCGUGCGAGAUGUUGCCCGAAGAGUAUGGCGGCUUUGCCGGGCCGCUGGCCACUCUGCGGGAGCAGACACAAAAGGUGCUGCUCGAGAAGCGAGAAUACUUAAUGAAUCCCAAUCAUUGGCUCGUUGAGAAGCCCGAGAAACGUAGCGGAAAAUCGUGGAAACUAUUUAAUUAAGUGGCCUGAUUCCUGCUCACCUGAAACAUUUAUUUUUUUUUUGUACUGUGUAAUUUGUUUCUAAUUGUGUAGCUUUUGUAUUGACUAUAUUAUAUAUGCAUAUGUUUAUUUGUAUCUAAUAAUUAAAGUCUGGGAUUAUCCCUUGAAGGGUUAUUACACUGAAA